Sardina pilchardus (European sardine) is the source of this 1759-nucleotide messenger RNA. RefSeq names its product alpha-(1,3)-fucosyltransferase 7-like. Gene Ontology annotation, cellular component: membrane. The record is from RefSeq and is a predicted model, not a curated record. Lineage: Eukaryota; Metazoa; Chordata; Actinopteri; Clupeiformes; Clupeidae. Gene Ontology annotation, molecular function: alpha-(1->3)-fucosyltransferase activity. The transcript is spliced from 2 exons. Bases 198 to 1346 code for a protein of 382 amino acids.
UUUGUGCAGAACAUCAGAUGUUGGCAGUUGUGUUUAACCAGACUUACUUGUUUGACGACCAGUGUAGGUGAUAGUUAUAAUAUCCAUUACCCACCAGUAUCUGUUUGGCAAACACGAUUUGCUGUUGCCACAACGUCACACAGAGCCGGGGAAGACAGAAGGAAAGGACACAGGACAGGGCAGCAGCAGUCCCUGAGAUGGACACUUCUCCAAGGCAAUACAAAUGUGAACAAGACAACAAUAUCAAACGUCUGAGCAAGCAAAUCCUCGCCAUUAUUGCUGUUGGUUUCGUUAUUCUUGUCGGGCAGUAUUCCCUAUGGCCAACAUUACAACCCUCCGCUGCAAUGCCACCUCACUUUUCCAUGGAGGAGCCAAAGGCAACAGCCUGGUCAAAUUGGUCAGAUUCUACCACACUAAAACCCAUCAAGAACACUGUCAUUGUGCUGUGGUACUGGCCCUUUGGCGGAUCGGUCACUCUUGCUGAUAAUUACUGCAUGGAUAACUAUGGCAUUCCCAACUGCGACGUAGUGGGCAAUCAGUCCUGGUUCCCCAAAGCAGAUCUGGUGGUGUUCCACAACCGUGAGUUGGUCAACGGGCAGCGGAGGUUACCCCUGAAUCUGCCUCGGCCAAAAACCCAGAAGUGGGUCUGGCUAUCCUUGGAGAGUCCUCCACAUAAUGGGAAUAUGAGGCCCCUAGCCGGCCUCUUCAACUACACCAUGUGUUAUCGCCGGGACUCAGACAUUUAUGCGCCGUAUGGGUGGCUUGUGCCAAGCAAAGCUCCGAAUGGCACAACCGUUGAGGACUUUAUACCAAAGGGCAAAACUGCUCUGGCCUGUUGGGUGGUGAGCAACUACCAGGCUAGACAUAAGAGGACACAAGUGUAUAACAAGCUGAAGAAUGUCAUCCCAGUGGAUGUGUAUGGAGGUGCAAGAAAUAAGCGUAUCUCUGCAGAUAGUCUCCUACCCACAGUAUCUCGUUACUAUUUCUACCUCUCCUUUGAGAACAGCAUUGCUACAGACUACAUCACGGAGAAAGUUUGGAAAAAUGCCUUUAAGGGUGGAGCCAUACCGGUGGUUUUAGGUCCGUCGCGGAAACAAUACGAGGCGGUCUUGCCAAAGAACUCCUUCAUCCAUGUGGACGACUUCAGCACAGUAGAGGAACUGGGCAUCUUCAUGAAGGCUCUGGCUGCGGACAAAGAGCGCUACGCUUCCUACUUUGCCUGGCGUCUGAACUACACCGUUGCUGGUGCAGGAUGGGUGGAGAGACUGUGCAGGAUCUGUCCGAUUAUUAGCAGUUUGCCCACAUCAAAGAUAUAUAAGGACUUACAUGGCUGGAAUUGGCAAUGAAAGCUGGAAGAAAAAUAUGUACAAGAGUGUUACUGUAGCCUAUGCAAUCUCACUUGACUUUUAGGCACUUUCAAGUGUUUGUAAUAACUACACAGAUACGUACUGUAUAGUAGCCAAUACUACUCUUUGAAGUAGGGAAAGCUGACACAAAUUCAGAAAAACAAUCAGGUAAACAUUAUUAGCUUAGUCUAGCUGCCACUUCACACAGCUCACAAGUUACCUGACGAGAGAUUCACCCUCAGCACAAUAUGUCUCAAAGGUAUCCAAUGUUUAAUCUUAAAGGCAUCCAAUGUUUAGCUUUUCAGUUUCUUUCCCUCACUGGGCUCCCUGUAUACUGUAUACUGUAAAUAUGAUAUCUAUGUUGAGUAUAAUGUCUUCACUCUUUUGUCAUCAUUAAAAUACAGUAUGUCGCC